UUCACGGACAGCGUCCCGCGGGUGUGUCGCUGCGUGUUGUCACUGUACACACCGCGCCCCGUGCGUCACGACUAAUGGGAUUGUUUAUCGGGAGCGACCAGCCCGGGCUCAGUCCACCACGCUCGCCCGCAACGAUAACAUGAAACUUAGUUUCGUAGCGAUAUUCAUUUUUUUGUCGACUGUCUCGGCCCGACACAGUAGCACUGGCCAUGGGCGCUCGCACUCACACUCUUACCCUCAUUCAGGCGGCUACUCGGGGUAUGGGACCGGCGGUAGCAGCCAUCAGAGCUCUCACAUGUACCCGCCAUCGACGGGUCUCUCGGGAAACACAAACACUGGUGGUAGCGUGCGGCAGACUUACCAGCAACAACACAACACGGUCCAGAACACCUACAGUCCGCGGACCCAAGUGAACCACCACUACCACUACCACCCGCCGCAGCAGAUCAGCUACGGCUCUACCUAUCACCCCGUGUAUCAAGGUCAUCCUCCCGUCUAUGUGUACGAGUACCGAGACUCUGGCAGCAGGUUCGACAACUUGUUAACAGGACUAGCGCUUUAUAACUUGGGUCGGAACAGUCACAACCAUUACUAUGACCGUGACAGACCUUACACUGGUGUAGCCGGCGAGGUGUGUAAGCUAGGUGUCAGCAAAAGUACCGGCGAGUAUGAAGAGACGCGUAUAGACUGCAAGCUGAUGUCCAGUUUCAUAUUUGAGGAGUCGCCUCGAUCGGUUCAGCAACAACAAGUAACGACGGUCAGGAAUACAACGGUGACAACUACCAAUGUAACUAAUGGGAACUCUUCAGUGCAAACAGUGUCGGUAAAAAGUGAAACUGUGGUAGAUGCUUUGAAAGCUAAGGGUCCAUCUAUAGCGGUGACGCCCGGCAUGACCUGCUAUAUGAUAAGAACGUUUCGAGACACUACAGCUAUGAGGAAACCAGUCGAGUGUGGUCUGCUGCAGGAGUACGCGCAACGAUCGCUGUAUAGAAGCAAAGCACAAGGUUUAACGCCUGUUCUGUCUAUUUUAAUUUGUUUCGUUUUUUCUGUUGUCGCAUAUUAAAGUUACAGUUAAUAAUAUAUUUCUAUCUAUUGAGCUUUAUA
Trichoplusia ni (cabbage looper) is the source of this 1104-nucleotide messenger RNA. RefSeq lists its product as uncharacterized. The record is from RefSeq and is a predicted model, not a curated record. Lineage: Eukaryota; Metazoa; Arthropoda; Insecta; Lepidoptera; Noctuidae. The transcript has a single exon. The coding region runs from base 140 to 1063 and encodes 307 amino acids.